AUGUCUGCCUCGCGGGACCACCUCGGCGGCGACCCGCCGGAGUCGACGCAGCUACGCCUGGGCGACGACAUCGCGUGGUCGGAGAUCAACGGCGUGUACGACCGCGACGACUCCCUCAAGGAGAACACCAACCCCAAAUCCGUCGUCAAGAGCCACGCCGGCGCCCACAACGGCGCCGGGUCGGGGUCCUCGCAGAGGUUCUCGGGCAACCUGAAGCCGACGGCGGCGCCUAUCAUCGGGCUGUCCGGGAAGCUGGGCGGGAGCGUGCGGCGGCACCAGCACCCGCCGGCCAUGUUCCCCAAGAAGGCCAAGACCGGCGGCGGCGGGCGCGCGCCCAAGGCGGCCGUCCCGGAGCCCGGGUCCCCCAAGGUGUCCUGCAUCGGGAAGGUGCUCUCGGACCGCGAGCGCGCGCGCCUCGGCCGCCCGCCGCGCGCGGGGUCCAGGGCCCCCGGGUGCUGCGGCGGGCUCGGCUUCCUCAUGCGGCGCAGCCGGUCCAGGCACAGCGUCGUCGAGUGCGUCGACCAGUCCCCGCCGCCGCCGCCGUUCCCGCCCCUGGCGGACGCGCCGAGGCGUAGGGAGGCGGAGGAUAAGGAGGUGAGUCAGGUGACGGUUGCGGACGCCGAACCGGCGCUGGCGCCGGGGCUGGGAGGCGUGCGGCGGUUCGCGUCGGGCCGGCGGGCGGCGGAGUGCGCGGCCCAGAUGGACGACGACGGACGCGUGGCGAGAUCUGGGCCGUUGUAG
Miscanthus lutarioriparius is the source of this 741-nucleotide messenger RNA. The record is from the annotation of a GenBank genome assembly. NCBI's taxonomy places the organism in Eukaryota, Viridiplantae, Streptophyta, Magnoliopsida, Poales, Poaceae.